AUGGCCAUCACUAGGAUCCAGCCGCUCUCUUCUCACCUGCAUACUUGUGCUAACCCAGCUGAUCCUAUCCCUGAGAAGCAAGUUUACACGGUUUGGAUGAAAUCCCUGGUCUUCAACGGCCACGGAUGCACGAUCUACGGCCAGGAUGGUCGCGUGGCCUACCGUGUCGACAACUACGCUUGCAGCCGCAGACGAGAGGUGUAUAUCAUGGACAGUGGCGGCAAGACGCUGAUCAAGCUGCUCAAGAAGAAUUUUGGGGUGUUCAAGACAUGGAAGGGCUACUCCUAUUGCAAUGGCCCUGCUGGUCUGGAACAAGAGGAAUCUAAGCCAUGGUUCAGUGUUCAGAAAUCUCAUCGAAUUCUGAAGGAGGAAGGGCCGUACAGUAGUUGUGCUAUGGUAACAGUCUGUGUCAGUGGGAAGGUGUACAAGAUCGAGGGCGUGUCACACAAAUCCGAGUACAGAAUCAGCGACCCAGAUGGAGAGGUCGUGGCCGAAAUGAAGAGGAAGCAGACGGCCUCAGGGGUUGUGCUGGGAGAAGACGUCCUGAGCCUGACAGUGAACCCCACGGCGGAUCGCCUGCUUGUCGUUGGACUUGUGGUCGUGUGCGGCCUCCUCAGCCGUUGCAUCUGA
This is a messenger RNA of Setaria italica (foxtail millet), 630 nucleotides long. Its product is annotated as protein LURP-one-related 11. The record is from RefSeq and is a predicted model, not a curated record. Lineage: Eukaryota; Viridiplantae; Streptophyta; Magnoliopsida; Poales; Poaceae. The coding region runs from base 1 to 630 and encodes 209 amino acids. The transcript is spliced from 2 exons.